AUGGGGGAAAGUUUUUGGGUGACCGGAUUUUGUGUUUUGGGAACCAAAGGUUCCAUGGUUUGGGAGAGGUCAUUUGAAAAUGAAAAUUUGCUAAGAAAUGUAACUUGUUUCUUUGGCCUCCAGGUUGUUGUUGCUACAAUUGCUUUUGGGAUGGGUAUCGAUAAAUUAAAUGUCCGAAGGAUCAUUCAUUAUGGUUGGCCACAGAGUUUGGAAGCAUAUUAUCAAGAAGCAGGCCGAGCUGGUCGGGAUGGAAAAUUAGCAGAUUGCGCAGUUCUGUAUGCAAACCUUUCCCGAAUACCAACACUUUUGCCAAGUCAAAGAAGUGAAGAACAGAAAAAACAAGCAAAUAAGAUGUUAUUUGAUUGCUUCAGAUAUGGAAUGAACACAUCUGAUUGUCGAUCCAAAACACUCGUGGAAUACUUUGGGGAGGAGUUCAGCUAUGAGAAAUGCCUCUUAUGUGAUGUCUGUAUUGGUGGACCCCCAGAAAUGCAGAAUUUGAAGGCUGAGGCAGAGAUUUUCAUGCUGGUUAUUGCUGGUCAUCAUGUGAGUACCAUUGGCAUCUUCUCAAUGCAAACAAACAAAAAGAAGAAAAGGCCCACAGCUAAAAAGAAUCAGCAAGCAAUGUUAGCAACCUGUAGUGCAGCCAAUCCAACCAAGAAAAAAACAAGAAACCAGCAACCCAGAAAGGAAGGAAUCAGCAAAAUAGCAAAGCAGCAGCCCAACAAACCAAGAAAAACAACAUCUCAGGCUCUCAGCAGUCCCGAAGAUGAACUCGACACCACAGUAGCAAUGAAAAACAGAGCCGACAUAGAGAAAUUCGCAAAUAAUCGGCACAAACCAGUUCAAUGUGCUUCAAAUCCUUCAAUCAAACACCAUUAG
Messenger RNA from Ilex paraguariensis (yerba mate), 879 nucleotides. NCBI's taxonomy places the organism in Eukaryota, Viridiplantae, Streptophyta, Magnoliopsida, Aquifoliales, Aquifoliaceae. The record is from the annotation of a GenBank genome assembly.